Messenger RNA from Dioscorea cayenensis subsp. rotundata (Guinea yam), 713 nucleotides. RefSeq lists its product as uncharacterized. The transcript is spliced from 3 exons. The coding region runs from base 42 to 596 and encodes 184 amino acids. NCBI's taxonomy places the organism in Eukaryota, Viridiplantae, Streptophyta, Magnoliopsida, Dioscoreales, Dioscoreaceae. The record is from RefSeq and is a predicted model, not a curated record.
AGAAGAAGAAGAAGAAGAAGAAGGUGAAGCUCCAAAGCACAAUGAUCAUGGCCACCAUCUCCAUCCAAUUCCAUCCCAGUUUCCUCACCGGCAACCCUCUCAGGCCAAUCACUAAGCUCAAUUACAAAUCCCAUCCACUCUCUCUUCUCCCAUGCACCACUGCAUCCAUCCACCACCCCAACCAUUCCCAAUUGAAGAAGGAUGAGUUGAAGCUUGCUAAACUAGCUAUGGUGACAUUAGCUGCCGGAGUUCUAGCUGUCACACCGGUGCAGGACGCCACUGCAGCCAAGACCGGCGGCAGAGUUGGUGGUCAGGCUUUCCGGUCGCCGGCGCCACCGAGAUCUUCCGGUCCCCGGAUCAACAAUUCCAGGACAAACAUUUUCAUUAACCCACCAAUUGCACCUCCAUUGGUGGGAGGAUAUGGAUAUGGUGGAUAUGGUUGGUCACCUUUUACAUUCUUUGUUCCGGGGCCAAGUGUUGCUGUUGGAUUUGGAGGAGGCUUUGAGCUCUUUGCUGCCAUUGUUGUUUUUGGUAUCAUUGCUAAUGUUUUAAGAAGAUUUACAAGACAAAGGGAUGAAGAUGAAGAUGAUUAUUGAAUUUAUUCAUAUCAUAGUUUUUGUGUAUGCAAUAUGCAUGGUUUUGUUGUAAAAGUUUUCCUUUUUUUCUUCUUUAGAAGUUUUUUAGUUUCAUAAUGCAUAUAUGUAUACUAUUUA